AUGUUGAUGCUCGAGAAUGCGGAGGAAGACAGGCGUAGGGCGGACAUGGUCCUCGAGCGUUACCUGACGCUAAUCGAGCAGCAGUACGAGGGUAUAAUAUCAAAUUUACCCAAGAGUGUUCUCAACAUGAAGGUAUCCGAGGUCGACCCAAAAGCAUUGAAACCAAUUGCCCGCAUAUAUAGGCCUCGUACCGAGGCACCUGAGUCUACUGAGAAUCGUGAGCCUAACAG
Molecule: messenger RNA, 230 nt
Organism: Perkinsus marinus ATCC 50983
Lineage: Eukaryota; Perkinsozoa; Perkinsida; Perkinsidae
Exons: 3
Source: RefSeq, a predicted model, not a curated record